Messenger RNA from Ruditapes philippinarum (Manila clam), 6154 nucleotides. RefSeq names its product E3 ubiquitin-protein ligase MARCHF8-like. The transcript is spliced from 4 exons. The record is from RefSeq and is a predicted model, not a curated record. Gene Ontology annotation, cellular component: cytoplasm; lysosome; late endosome membrane. Bases 434 to 1630 code for a protein of 398 amino acids. Gene Ontology annotation, biological process: immune response; antigen processing and presentation of peptide antigen via MHC class II; protein polyubiquitination. Gene Ontology annotation, molecular function: zinc ion binding; ubiquitin protein ligase activity; MHC protein binding. Lineage: Eukaryota; Metazoa; Mollusca; Bivalvia; Venerida; Veneridae.
UGUGUGUUUUGAUAUUUUGUUGUUUAUUGUCAUUGUAUGUUUAAGGUUUAUCAUAAUUUAGAACAAAGACGUGAUAAUGAAUAAACAUAUAUGUGUUUAUGAUAUUGUUUUUGCUACUGGUUUUUGUUAUAUUUUCAAAUGUGUGCCAUGAAGAAUGGAUUUAAAGCUAUAGACUUUAUAGAUAUGAAAAGUUUGAAUUUAUUGUAAUGUUUAUUUAGGGAUUAUUGAUCGACUUGAAAAACAGCAAGAUUGUAAUGUGGUACAGUUAAUACAACUGCAGAAAUGGAUUCAUUUAUGAAGAUGGCAAAAACUUGAAGUCAUUUUAAGAAAUUCAUCGAAAAACAAUUGGCAGAUUUGUUUUGACUUGGUGAAAAUCUGAAAUAGGAGGAGUCAUAGCAUUUUUACUUCAUUAGGCUACCUUUGACAGGUUGCUAUGCCAGUGCAGCAGAUAGCUGUUGUAUCACCGUGUAAUAAUAGUAUGGAUAACUCAGGGAUCCGAGCAGCAGAGAAUGGGAUGGAAAAUGGAGGGAAUGUUAUAACUGGUGGGAAUCAGGAUACUGGUUUGAAUGUCACAGAUUGUGAUCAAAAUUUAGCCUUAAACUGUGAUACAGAUAUUGUGAAUGAUAUUGCGCUUAGUGACGCAGCUGUAGGUGCCAGUGUUAAUGCACACAUUGUAGCUGAUACUGUGAUAAUAGGAGAUAUGAACUCGGACAGUUUAUCUGACGAUACCGGCAAACAGUCGGACAGCGGAACUGACUGUCAUGUACAUGUUCAGGUUGUAAGACCAAGAACCGACACACCAAGUAAUGGAAAUUCAGACAUAUCAAAUAGUGGAAAUGUAACAAACACAGAGAAAAGGUCACAGACUCGAAACACAAGCAAGUCGAGUAAAAAAGAAAAACCUACGCCUCUCAAGAAAAAGGACAGUGGUACCCAGGAGACUUUGCAUCCCAAUUCCCCGACACCAAUAUCUGCCGAGCGCUGUGACUCAUCCAUGUCAAACGUGGAUGUUUGUCGGAUAUGUCAAUGUGAUAGUUGUGAAAUCCAGAAAGAGUCGCCUCUCGUGGCCCCAUGUUUGUGCGCCGGGAGUCUCAAGUUCAUACAUCAAGCUUGUCUACAAAAAUGGAUCAAAAGUUCAGACAAGAUGUCAUGUGAACUUUGUCAGUUUGAGUACCAAAUGACGAAGAAAACAAAACCAUUCCGUGAGUGGGAGCGGCUCGACAUGACGCCUGCAGAGCGUCGAAAAGUUGUAUGCAGCGUCACAUUCCAUGUGAUAGCGAUUACAUGUGUCGUCUGGUCCCUAUAUGUGCUGAUUGAUAGAACAACCGAGGAAGUAGAGGCCGGUUCCUUGCUUUGGCCGUUUUGGACUAAGUUAAUUGUUGUGGCGAUCGGAUUUACUGGUGGUGUUGUGUUUAUGUACGUGCAAUGUAAGAUGUAUCUGACAUUGUGUAAGAAGUGGCGUACAUAUAAUAAAGUGAUCCUUGUUAGCUCCAUCUCCGAGGCGACAAGAGAUAAGGCAAAUCACGAGGGUAUCGUUAGAAUGACUGAAAAACAAGCCCAGCUUGAAGCUGAACGCCGGACAAAUUUUGAUGUUUUUACCAUUGUUCAAGAAACAGACAACACUUUUUAAAGUGCAUAAAAUGUUGUUUAGCAUUUCAGCAUCUUUACCUUUACCCAACUACGCAAAUGGUUCUAAUGUUGAGGAUAAAUUAACUAAACAGAGUGCUAUUGGGUCAUCGUGACCAUUUUGCAAACAUUGGGCAAUCAUGAUGACUUAAUUUGUUAAAUAUAAAAAUAUAUAUCAUAUAUAAGAAUCCAUUUAAUGUUGAUGAUUUCUAUAUAUUUUUUUGUUUUUUGUUGUUCUGUGAUUAUUUUUAUAGUAAAAAAAGAUGUGCAUUUAAUUUGUUUUUAUUAGUUAUUUAGUUGCUAAGUGUAAACAUAUUUAUUUUCUUGUGAUACCUUUUAAAAUGCUUUGUUUUAUUUUGUGAUAUUUUAAAAAAAUAAAAAGCCUUUGCAUUGUAUUUUUUUUCUGGGAGAAAAAUUUAUCAUUAUUCUCAAAGCCUUUUUAGUACCGGCAAGGUUAUUAAUUUCAUGCUUUUUCUUUGACUUACUGAAUUUACUGAAAUGUUAAAGUGUUAGGUGACUGUGUUAAGUCUGGUAUGGUGAGAAACUAAAGAAACACCAUGCUUUAUUAAAAGAUCUGAAUCAAAUAACUGUUUACUUUAAUCUUCCAUGAUUUGUGUCUAUAAAAAGAAUAAAGUAUAUAUAUAUAUAUAUUAGUACUAAGAUAUUAGUUCAGCCCGACACUUUGACUGUUUAACCCAUAACCUACUAUAUUUCUAUAAUGGAUCUGUCCUGCUUUGAAUUUUGGAACAUUCCAUUAUUUAAAGUUACUAAAAAUGUUCAGUAGCUCAUUCAUUUUGUAUUUUUUGCCGUUAUUCAUUAAAUUUAUUUAGAUAUUUUUGGCAUAAUUUAUUCCAGGUUGCCCCCUUAUAAGAAACUAAAUUUUAAGAUACAUAAAAGGCUUUGAAUAUGUAUGUAUAUAGAGAGAUUUUUAUACAUCUGCAUCAACCAGACAUGUUUAGAUAAGUCGUUCACAUUUUUAUAUCACUAUGGUUCACACAUCAUUGAAAAUUUAAAGUAAUUUAUCAUGUUUACACUCCAUGAAAUAGAUUACAUUUUGAUGCAGACAAAAAAAAUCACGACUUGUCAUUGUUAAAAAAUGCAGUAUGUUAUAAAUUUGUUUAGAUUUUUUUUCCCAUACUUAAAGUACUGGUUUUGUCAGUAAGAUAUGAUUUGUAUCAUUCACUCCAUUUUACUGAAUGUAUAAAUGCCGUUGUAUUUCAUCAAUAAGCAUGGAAUUAAAAGAAAAGGUGCAAUUUCUAUUUUUGUUUAUACAUUAAAAAGCUAAGUUAACAUGGUAAUGAUGGAUUAAGUAUAACAUUAUUUUACCUAAAAACUUACACAGAUAUUAUAUGUGUUUAACAAGAUGGAAUUUCAAAUUGUAUCUGUCUUACCUUUCAUACAGAUUCAACUUACUGUAAAAAAAUAAUAAUUAAAAAAUGUAAAAAGCAACAUUAAACUAAUUCCCCUUUUCUAUAGUUUUACUAUGAAGUGUUUCAAAAAUUUACAGCAUCUAUACAACCCCACAAUAUGCCUGCCUUCACUGGCCAAUAACCAUCAGGUAGAGCGUUGGUCUGUGAAUUAGGCAAAACUUCCAGUCUAACUUUGCUGGAUAAUUACCAGUUUCCCUAAAAGUUACCAACUACUAUUCCACCAUUAAUCACUUUGUAACUAUGCCUACAAGAAGUUAGGAAUGAAUCGCACUAAUUUUAAAUAUUAUGUUUCAUACAGCAUUAUUAUUUCACAUAAAUAUAGUCAUUAGUGAUGAUUUUUGUUCUGAGUUUGUGUCAUAUAAAACAACAUAUUGUUAUGUCGAGGAUUAUUGUUAUAAAUUAGAACAUAAUGGUUAUUGUAGAAAAUUUAUCAAUUAAUUGUGUCACAGCAAAAAGCUUCAUUUGUUUCUUUUAUUUUCUGCAUCUAACACAUACAUUCUGCAUUUUCAUCGCUUGUUCUUGGUGAUUAAAAUUAUUAGUUUCAUUUUUCUUUUAUCACUGUUUGUUAUUGUUGACUGGUAUGGUCAUUAAGAAAUGUACUUAUAUUACAGAUUUUACAACACAGGGUUGUUUGUUUUUAUAUAAAUAUAUAUUUCAUAUACAUGUACGUCACAUAGAUCUCCAAGUUAUUACCUUUUUAAACCAGUAACAGACUCUUUUUAUCUGAUUAACUGCUGUCUUCAAAUGUGAAAUCAGCCAGACAUAGAAUUGCAUACUAUACAUACAGUUCUAUGGUUUUUCAUACAAAUCUUUUAUUUUUAACAUGAAAUAAAAAAAAUUCUUGUUCUCUCUGUUGGCAAUGAUAUUAACAUUUUGUAGAAUCUUGUUUUAUUACUUAAAAAAACAAAUUAUGUGUAAAAUUCAAUUAUUUAUUACAUAAUAAUCCAUUGAUCUAUGUCAGAGGCAUACAUAUACCUGUAGUUUUCUAGUUAUCUACAUCUCUGAUAAUGUUGAACAUUAACUCAUAGUAAUAUAUAACAUAUCGCAUGUUUCUGUGUUUCAUAAAAGAAAUCAUUGUCAGGACUAAUGUUAAAUUUCAGGUUUUUCUUUUACUGCUGUCAUCCAUGUAUAACCCUGUUUUACUAGUUAAAUCCCAAGGCCCUUAUAUUUCUUUCUCUCUGUUUUAGUUGAUGGUAACUUGACUGGAACUUUAUUUUCUACUCUACAUUAUAUUAUAAGAAUAAAAUAAACAACAAAGACAAAAUGUCAAGACUUCCAUAUAAUAAUUGAAUAUGAAAAAUGACAUUAAUUUUAUUGUUGACAAAAAAUGUUUUAUUAAAGGUUUUCUUGAUGGAUGGAAAACCUUAAGUAUGCAAUUUCAUAUGGAAAAGGAAGUUUUAAUAGAAAUGCAUGUCUUUUUUUUCCAUAUUUAAAUUUCUAAUGUCAUUGAGUGAAUUUAAGUGAAUGGUGUAAAUAUGAUAGAAAACUUCCUGAUAUCCUAACAUAAUGCACACACGAUGUAGUAUAUUUGUUGACCUUAUCUCAUUACAUGAAGUUACGACAAACAUUGUAUAGUUUAUAACAUUCAUCAUGUGUUUGAUAAAUAAUACAACAGUGUUACUCAUUUGGUAAACAAGACUUCCGGAUAAAAUUCAGAUUUAUUCGCUCAUUCUGUUCUAAAACAAUCCUUUUAAUUGUGCAAAUAUGAACAAAUUUUUAACUCGAAAAGCAUUUUAUGCUUCUAAGUCAAAUCUGACAGAGAAUGACACACAAAAUCCAUUUUCAAUGUAAUUCCGAGUAUAUUUUUUUAUUAUCUUCCAUAAUAAACCAUACUUUCAGUUUUCAAAGUUGACGGAUAUGGGUUAAAAGGGAUGUCAUACUGCUACAGACUUUAAUAUCAUUCUGAUAUUAUUAUAUUUUUUUGUAGGCUGUAUUGAAAAUAAAAAAACACAACAUUUUACUGGCGAAAUUAAAUUUUUUAUUUUAAAUGGUUUUUAAUUAUUUUACCUGUUUGGAUCUGAUAGUUAUUACAUGUUCAGCUGAGGUACACAUUCUCUCUUAAAGUUUACAUAUCUGUUAUUUGCUUAAAAUUUAUUUUCAGAGAUACUUUCAAAUAUUUUCUCUUGCUCAUAGUCUGUGACAGCCAUGAUUUAUUCUUUGGUAACAAUUUAAUGGAUUAAUAAAGAGUCCUGUAACUGACCUAGAUAUAGAUUUGAUCAUAUUUUUCACAGAAGACUUAAAAGAAUUAUGUCAGUCUGUCUCUUAAUUAAAUUUACAAGACUGAAACACAUUUUGACGGUUUCUGUAAGCUUAAUUUACCACUAUAGAUUCAGAAAUUAGGUAUUUAAAAGCUAUAGCACAAAAAAUGUAUUGGUAUUGUAUUAUUAUGGUUGGUCCUUGCCUGUUCAGUUUUUUGUAAGUACAUGCAUGUAUACCUUGAAGGUCCCGUAACUUACUAUGUACAAUUUUCAGUUUAAAAAGUAAGUAGAAGACCAUGUUUUCUAAUAUGACCAGAGAGAAUGAAUUAAGAAGAUCUGAAUUUUGUCAUCAUCACUUUUAUCAUCAUCAUCAUUCAUCAUCAAUCAUCAUCAUCAUGAUAAUUUUUAUCCAUUUUAUCAGAUGUCAUUAUCUCUACACAAAUUGAUCUGUAUCUAGAUAGCAGAUGUUUUGUAGUACUGGCUACAACUAGUUAUCUGUGAAAAUAUAUGAUGUUAUAAGAUGUUACAGCUUUGUAGAUGCAUGCAACUGUUUUUCCUUGAUUUUUGCACAAAAUUUGUCCGUAAUAUACUAAUGGGGACAUUAAAAUCACAGGUGGAAGGCGAUAAUUUAUGUAUAAGAUAUUUAACAUAGAUGUGAAAUAUACUUAGUCUAAUAGAUUGCUUGAUUUUCAGUAGAUUUCUAUUAGAAAUUUUUGCACAGAUUUCAGUUAAUUAAAACACAAUGUCAUGUUCUUUCACAUUCCAAUAUACCAAUUAUGUUGUUAUUACAUUUAGGGCUAAUGUAUCAUUUAUUUCAUCACAAUUAAUUCUAUGUGAAAUCAUCAUUCUAGCUUUGAACAUUUGCAAAAGCAGAAAAUAAAUAUCAUGAGGGAAAAAAGA